Trametes versicolor FP-101664 SS1 is the source of this 195-nucleotide messenger RNA. RefSeq lists its product as uncharacterized. NCBI's taxonomy places the organism in Eukaryota, Fungi, Basidiomycota, Agaricomycetes, Polyporales, Polyporaceae. Bases 1 to 195 code for a protein of 64 amino acids. The transcript has a single exon. The record is from RefSeq and is a predicted model, not a curated record.
AUGGACAAGGGACGUGGCACAGAACCUGAACGUUUGACCACAGUCUCGUUCUACCUCCAUUCGAUAGCCUACACGGGAUCGAUGGCCGGUUGCACGCUUCCAGUGGAUUUUCAUUCCUUAGCAGCGAGUAUUCGUAGCAGCCCGAACUCCCCGCACACCAACGAGCCAUCGCUUUCGACCGCCUUCGAGUCUUAG